Molecule: messenger RNA, 2054 nt
Organism: Malania oleifera
Lineage: Eukaryota; Viridiplantae; Streptophyta; Magnoliopsida; Santalales; Ximeniaceae
Product: putative glucose-6-phosphate 1-epimerase
Exons: 8
Coding region: 878-1807 (309 amino acids)
Biological process (GO): carbohydrate metabolic process
Molecular function (GO): isomerase activity; carbohydrate binding
Source: RefSeq, a predicted model, not a curated record
ACUUCAAGUUCACGUAUCUCAACGUCUCUGUUCUCCCCAAGAUAGCAUUUUUUUUUUUCCUUCAAAGCUUUUAUUUUUUAUUCAAAUUUUCUCAUGAUUUCAUAAUCUUGCCUCCUUUCUUUUGUAUUUAAUUUUUUCUUCUACGGUGUUUUGUGAAAAUUUUCUCAGUUCACUGAAAAAAUGAGUUUUGACAAGAAGAUUUGUUCCAUAAUUUUGUAUUUUGUAUUGUUUUCUCAAAACUUGGAGCUGAGUUCUUCUGGGUUAUUGAUUUCCAGUGGUGGGUUUUAUUAAGAUUUGAAAUUCGGUACAAGUUCAAGCAAUUUGGGAUUUAUGACUUGACAGUUGUGAGAUUGGACAUCCAGAUUUUAAUUUUUCUCACUUGGGUUUCUGAAAUUCUCUCAGUCUGGGAGCUGUUAUUUAUAGUUUUCCCCAGAAACUCAGGGGAUUCGUGGGAAAGUUUCAUUGAAGUGUGAAUAGGUACAUGGGCAUUUCUCAAUUUUUACCGCUUUGGGUUGUCCUAUUCCGAGAAAAGAGAUGACAUAGUCUGGGGUAAGAGGGGAUUUGAGCAUUUGGAUUUAUUUCAACUUCUUAAUUUCUAUAUUUAGGCUUUAGGGUUUCAAUGGGAUUUCUAACUCUUGGAUCUGAGUGAACAAAGCUUAGGAAAGUGAGAACUGGUAGUUGAGUUCUUGGUUUUUGAUUCUGAAGAUCACGAGAUUGGUGCUAAGUGAAGUUAUGAUUUUACAACUGUCUCGGUGACUUUUGCUGUUAUUCCCCUUCAUUAAUGUCGGUUUUCCAGCUUAAGAGGUCUGAUUAGAGGUUUCCUAGAGAGAGAGAGAGAGAGAGAGAGAAAGAUAAUUUUGCUUGGUGGGUGUAAGAGAUGGGGCAUUCAGUUGAAGUGACGAAGGACUGGAAUGGGAUCGACCAGGUUGUGCUUCGGAAUGCGCGAGGAGCUUCAGCACAGGUGAGCUUGCAUGGAGCGCAGGUCACUUCGUGGAGGAGCAAUCAAGGGGAAGAACUUUUAUUCACUAGUAGUAAGGCAAUCUUUAAGCCGCCUAAAGAGGUGCGAGGAGGCAUCUCUAUUUGUUUCCCACAGUUUGGGAACUGUGGAUCACCAGAGCAGCAUGGACUAGCAAGGAAUAAGAUUUGGACAAUAGACAAAAGUCCUCCACCGUUUGGCUCUGAUGAUUCUUAUGGCAAAUCCGUCAUUGACUUGCUACUUGUACCAUCUGAAGAGGAUAAGAAGUACUGGCUGCAUAGUUUCGAGUUCCGGCUUAGGGUGUCUCUUGCAACAAAUGGAAAUCUAACUAUGACAUCGCGCAUUAGGAAUGUCAAUGGGAAGCCAUUCAGUUUCUCAUUUGCAUAUCACACAUACUUUUCAGUCUCUGAUAUAAGUGAAGUGCGGAUAGAAGGGUUAGAAACUCUUGAUUACCUUGACAGCCUCUGCCAGAAAGAACGUUUUACGGAACAAGGUGAUGCAGUAACUUUUGAAUCUGAGGUGGAUCGAGUUUAUCUUAGUUCUCCAAACAUAAUUGCUGUUCUCGAUCAUGGAAGGAAGCGGACAUUUGUUAUGAGAAAGGAAGGUCUACCAGAUGUUGUGGUAUGGAAUCCAUGGGAGAAGAAGUCAAAAUCAAUGAUGAACUUUGGUGUUGAAGAAUACAAACAAAUGCUGUGCGUAGACGGGGCAGCAAUUGAGAAACCCAUCACUUUGAAGGCAGGUGAGCAGUGGACAGGUCAACUUGAGUUCUCUGUGGUCCCUUCGAGUUUCUGCAGUGAGCAUCUCGAUCCUCGCUGGAGACCAUUCGAGUAAAUUUCCUCCCCUCAUGCUGUUGUAACUUUUCUUUUUUUCUUUUGAUAGUCAUAGUCAUGGUUGUAGUAGUGAAGUGAUCGAAACAAAACCAUUCUGGUUUUUCUGAAACUAGGAUCAUGGGAUAAUCCUGUUAUGAGUCUGGCCCAUGUUUUUUCAAAUGGCUGCUGAUAACUCUCUCUCUCGCCAUUCCCGCAUUCCCUGUUUGUAACUGUGGGAGGACAAUAAAAAGGAGAAUAUGGCUUGUUUA